Arabidopsis lyrata subsp. lyrata is the source of this 2030-nucleotide messenger RNA. Its product is annotated as beta-glucosidase 26, peroxisomal. The record is from RefSeq and is a predicted model, not a curated record. Gene Ontology annotation, molecular function: beta-glucosidase activity. The transcript is spliced from 11 exons. The coding region runs from base 162 to 1841 and encodes 559 amino acids. NCBI's taxonomy places the organism in Eukaryota, Viridiplantae, Streptophyta, Magnoliopsida, Brassicales, Brassicaceae. Gene Ontology annotation, biological process: carbohydrate metabolic process.
AGGCUUUAUCUCAGUAUCUCUAUAACCAGAGAUUAUUUCAAGAUCUACUUCUCAUCUUCAUUCUUUUUUUAUCUCUUCUUCUCCAACUUCUUCUGAAUCAAAACUCUUCAGCAAAAAUCAAGAAAAGCUUUUAGUUCAAGACAAGAGAAAAGCAACCAAAGAUGGCACAUCUUCAAAGAACCUUUCCUACUGAGAUGUCAAAGGGUAGAGCUAGCUUUCCAAAAGGCUUUCUCUUUGGAACUGCUUCUUCUUCUUACCAGUAUGAAGGAGCAGUGAGUGAAGGUGCGAGAGGACAAAGCAUGUGGGAUCAUUUCUCCAACAGGUUUCCUCACAGAAUCAGUGAUUCUAGUGACGGAAAUGUCGCCGUUGAUUUCUUCCAUCGUUACAAGGAAGAUAUCAAGAGAAUGAAGGAUAUAAACAUGGAUUCGUUUAGGCUUUCCAUUGCUUGGCCACGAGUUCUACCUUAUGGCAAAAGGGAGAGAGGAGUUAGUGAAGAAGGAAUUAAGUUUUACAAUGAUGUUAUUGAUGAACUCUUAGCCAAUGAAAUCACUCCUCUUGUUACUAUCUUUCAUUGGGACAUACCUCAGGAUCUUGAAGAUGAAUACGGCGGUUUUCUAAGCGAGCAGAUCAUAGAUGACUUCAGAGACUAUGCGAGUCUCUGCUUCGAGAGAUUUGGGGACAGAGUGAGUCUGUGGUGCACUAUGAAUGAGCCGUGGGUCUACAGUGUCGCGGGAUAUGACACAGGGAGGAAAGCGCCAGGAAGGUGCUCGAAGUAUGUUAAUGGGGCUAGUAUUGCUGGAAUGUCCGGAUACGAGGCAUAUAUUGUGAGCCAUAACAUGCUUCUAGCGCACGCAGAAGCAGUGGAAGUGUUUAGAAAAUGUGACCAUAUUAAAAAUGGAAAAAUUGGGAUUGCGCAUAAUCCACUUUGGUACGAGCCGUAUGAUCCGAAUGAUCCAGAGGAUGUAGAAGGAUGUAAUCGAGCUAUGGACUUCAUGCUUGGUUGGCAUCACCACCCGACUGCUUGUGGAGACUAUCCAGAAACGAUGAAGAAAUCAAUUGGAGAUCGAUUACCGAGUUUUACACCAGAACAAUCCAAGAAACUGAUAGGCUCUUGCGAUUACGUUGGUAUAAACUACUAUAGCUCACUUUUUGUGAAGAGUAUCAAAAACGUGGAUCCUACGCAACCUACUUGGAGAACUGACCAAGGCGUAGAUUGGAUGAAAACCAACAUAGAUGGGAAACAAAUAGCGAAACAAGGAGGAUCAGAGUGGAGUUUCACAUAUCCAACAGGACUCAGAAACAUUUUGAAGUAUGUGAAAAACACUUAUGGCAAUCCUCCGAUUCUGAUAACCGAGAACGGGUAUGGUGAAGUAGCGGAACAGAGUCAGAGUCUGUAUAUGUAUAAUCCUUCAAUCGACACAGAGAGAUUGGAGUACAUAGAAGGACAUAUCCAUGCGAUUCAUCAAGCCAUCCAUGAAGAUGGAGUAAGAGUGGAAGGUUAUUACGUAUGGUCAUUGCUAGAUAACUUCGAGUGGAACAGUGGAUAUGGAGUAAGAUAUGGUUUGUAUUACAUAGAUUACAAAGAUGGGCUUAGGCGAUACCCGAAAAUGUCGGCUUUAUGGUUGAAAGAGUUCUUGAGGUUUGAUCAAGAAUCUUCUUCGACGUCUAAGGAAGAAGAAAAGAAAGAGAGCUAUGGAAAACAGCUAUUGCAUUCUGUUCAAGACAGUCAAUUUGUUCAUUCCAUUAAAGACAGUGGUGCGUUACCUGCGGUUUUGGGGAGCUUGUUCGUUGUGUCUGCUACUGUUGGUACUUCUCUGUUCUUCAAAGGAGCUAAUAAUUGAAACAGAGAAACAAAAUCUAAAAAAGUGUUGGAAUUUGUUGUUGUUCUUGAAAGAUUGAAGAAGAACCAUGUUAUAAGAUGAAAAAAAAAAAGAAAAAAAAGAACCAUGUUAUAAUUUGUACUAUUCUUUUCUAUAAUUUAUUGUGUGUUUUGUUAUUGGAAACUUGUUUUGAUCUAAAUCGUUGAGAAA